Molecule: messenger RNA, 2313 nt
Organism: Xiphophorus couchianus (Monterrey platyfish)
Lineage: Eukaryota; Metazoa; Chordata; Actinopteri; Cyprinodontiformes; Poeciliidae
Product: germ cell-specific gene 1-like protein
Exons: 5
Coding region: 1202-2086 (294 amino acids)
Cellular component (GO): plasma membrane
Source: RefSeq, a predicted model, not a curated record
UAUCCAAACCAGUCUGGACAUGUUGAAUCACACAUUCACGCAAACCAGAAACUUCCAACUUUUGUUAAAAGAGACCAAAGUGGGUGCAAUCCUGUCUCAUUUUAAACUGGUUCUUGGCUUCAGAUCUAUUAUCAGUUUUAUUUCACAGAGCACCCUGAGUACAUCAUCUCCAACUUGAUAGUACUGGCACCAUCAUACUGUGGGAAUGCUUUUCAAAGAAUGACAAGGGAGGCCGGUCCGAAUUGAUGGGAAGAUGAAUCGUCCCAUCGUCCCAGCUCUUCACAUGGUAACCCAGGAAACAAAACCUGUUCAAGAAAAAAACAAAACAAAAAGCUGCGCUUUUGGAGAAGGUUCACCUCCAGCAGGACAAUGACAUCGACCUUGUAGUUGUAGUGAAAUGUUUAGAAACAAAGUAUAUUGAUGUGCUAGAGUGGCCAAGUCAAAGCCCAGACCUGCCCAGACUGAUUUGGUAAUCAGUGGCAAGACUUUCUAAUACGACUCAGCUUGAACCUUUUUGGAAAAAGGAAUAGGGAAGAAAAAUCAGUAGAGCAUAAAUAUAGAUAGAGCUCCAAAGUCUUGCUGCUAUAACAGCAUCUAAAGGUGGCUUUGCAAAAACCAUUUAACAUUUCCGCUUUGUCAUCAGGAAAAAAUAGUAAUUAAGUUGAUAAAAUGGUAAAACCAUGAUGACUUCUGUUAUUACGCAUUGCACAGACAACGUUCAUAAAAUAAAAUAAAAUAAAAUAAAAUAAAAUAAAAUAAAAAGGGAACCAUGUCUUGUGAGCUACAUGGUGGUUCGUUGUAUCUGGUCUCGCUCUGAUAAUCGCCUGCAUUUGGCAAGCAGUUUGUGAUGGAUUGAGGGAGAGGAAGGUCCUAAUGACAGCGGCAGCCAGAGGAGAGCACGAGGAGAAAAUCCCACACUGAUGCAAACGAGCAUCAAAUCCUCUGACAACGUGACGUCCGAGCAGGCUCGUGGUGAAACGCGUGUGAAUUAGGUGGAAAUGAAUCACUUUGUCUCCUGUCUGAGCUCCUUGUUGGAGAUGUAGCCUGUCCGUGGACAGUAUUUGGCAACUUUCCGGGUGUCCAAUGGGACCCUCUUCUCACCUGGUGCGCUCGUGCGUCUCUUCCACCUCGCACCCAUGAACUUCUGGGUCCCGCGCGCGCCGCUGACGCUGCUGAGGCUCGUGCAUCCCUCACGCGGACAAUGAAGACGAGGACCCUCCUGUCGGUCAGCCUGAACUUCUUCGCCCUGUUCUUCGCCAUCACUGCCUUCGUCACCACUUACUGGUGCGUGGGGACGCAGCGGGUGCCCAAGCCCAAAUGCAGCAAGCUGCGGACGCACCAGUGCAUAGACUACGGAGUGAACGAAACGGACCCCAACAAGGUGGUGUACAGCUGGGAGACCGGGGAUGACAGGUUCCUGUUCCGACAGUUUCACACCGGCAUUUGGUUCUCGUGCGAGGAGAACAUCCACGAUGAAAGUGAAAGAUGCCGAAGUUUCAUCGAUUUAGCUCCUGCAUCAGAGAAAGGAAUGCUGUGGCUAUCUGUGGUUUCUGAGAUGUUGUACAUUUUGCUGCUGAUGGUGGGCUUCAGCCUCAUGUGCAUGGAGCUGGUCCACUCCAGCAACGUAAUUGAUGGGCUCAAGCUCAACGCCUUUGCUGCUGUCUUCACGGUGCUCUCAGGUCUUCUUGGCAUGGUGGCUCAUGUGAUGUACACGCAGGUCUUCCAGGUCACGGUCAGCCAUGGUCCACCUGACUGGAGACCCUACAACUGGGAUUAUGGGUGGUCUUUCUGCUUGGCAUGGGCAUCUUUCACCUGCUGUAUGGGCGCAUCAGUCACCACCCUCAACUCCUACACGAAGACUGUUAUCGAGUUCAGACACAAGCGCAAGACUUUUGAGCAGACCAUCCGGGAGGAGAACGCACGGGAGGCGUACGGAUACUUCCGGGACAACUCCUUGCACUCCAUUUCUAAAUCUGUGGACGUUUACUCCAGUCAGUCUCUAAAAAGCGGCAGGAGGACUCCUGUACCUACCACCUCAUUGGACUUUGUCGACCUCGCAGCAUCUCUUGGGGAGGAACAAUGCUGAUGUGUUAUUGUUGUAUUCUACUGUGAGGCUUGUGGGUUUGCUCUUCAACAUUGCCUUAAGUGAAGCAGAUCAGGUGGCUUCAAGUCACACUUGAUUCAAGUUGGGAAAUAAACUGGCGAAAAAAAUGGACAACUCCUGAGAUCCAUGGAUGUACAUGUAUUUUAUUUUUCUUUUUUUGUGAAACUGAAUAUAUUGUAACAUAUAAAGAAAUGUUGAGUUCACCCAUA